AUGAAAGUAAAUGAAGCAGAUGAAGAUCAGAGAAUCAAAGAGGUGGUGGAAAAAUUAUUGCAAACACUGGUGCAUCAAAUGCAACAAUUUGAGAAAAGGACUCAGAGGAGUAUACAAGAACCUGAGAAAAGAACCCUGAAGAAUAUUCAGAGUAUUCAGAGGAAUAUUCAAGAAUAUGAGGACUUCCGGUCUCGGCGAUCGCCAUGGCAGACACGUUUUCCCGGGGGUCCGGGAGAUGCCUGCCAGAGCCUGCAGCUGGGAGGGGCGCCCGUCUCACAGAGCCGGACGGCCAAAGCCCUCCGGCUGCUCCCUGCCGCCGCCGCCUCUCCUCCGGGUCCCGCCGGACUUGGGCCGCGCACGCAAGGCUGGCUCGCGGGCCGAGGGGGGCGGCGCCCUGGGCCGGGCCGAGCCUCUCCACGUGUCCGACUCCAGCAGCAGCAGCGGCCCCGACUGCAAGAAGCGGCUGGGGCUGUGGCCGGGGGAAGCCGCCGCCUCGGGAUGGUGCCGGGCGGUGGGUCUCCGGGCGCCCUCUGCCUGGGCGCUGCGCUGAGCGGGAUCCUCAGCUUCGUCUUCUUGGCGGUGGCCCUCGGCACCGACUACUGGUACUUGAUCCGGGUGGAGCUGGCGGGGCGCAACGGCAGCGCUUGGGAGGCAGAGCAGCUCAGCUCCCAUUCCGGACUCUGGCGGCUGUGCGAAGGACGGAAUGCCUGUACACCUCUCAUUGAUCCAUUUGGCACCGAGAGCUGGCAGGUUCCAUCAUCACUCCAAUAUCUUAUUUACAUGCAUCGGGCCUUUGCAGUCCUGCUGCCGCUCAGCCUCAUCUUGCUUGUCUUCAUUUGGAUCUGUGGUAUCAUCAGUUCGCUGGCCAGGAGCUCCCGGUUUCUGCUGUUUACAGGCUGCUAUUUCUUGCAGGGGGCACUGCUGACACUGGCAGGGACCACCAUCUAUAUCUGCUACUCCAGGGCCGCGUUCACAGAGACGGUGCAGAUGUUUGACCGGCAGCGCUUUGAGCACGUCCGCAUUGCCUUUGGCUGGUCCUUGGCACUUGCCUGGCUCUCCUUUGGCACCGAAGUAUUGGCUGGCAUCCUCCUUCUCCUGGCAGCUUGGGGACUCGGCCUGGCCCCUGACCCAUGUUCAGUGGUCAUCUGA
Gekko japonicus is the source of this 1149-nucleotide messenger RNA. It is a transcript of the gene TMEM235, whose product is annotated as transmembrane protein 235. The transcript has 5 exons. NCBI's taxonomy places the organism in Eukaryota, Metazoa, Chordata, Lepidosauria, Squamata, Gekkonidae. Gene Ontology annotation, cellular component: apical plasma membrane. The record is from RefSeq and is a predicted model, not a curated record. The coding region runs from base 1 to 1149 and encodes 382 amino acids.